Molecule: messenger RNA, 2547 nt
Organism: Kalmanozyma brasiliensis GHG001
Lineage: Eukaryota; Fungi; Basidiomycota; Ustilaginomycetes; Ustilaginales
Product: Protein kinase domain protein
Exons: 1
Coding region: 1-2547 (848 amino acids)
Biological process (GO): negative regulation of glycogen biosynthetic process; protein phosphorylation; intracellular signal transduction
Cellular component (GO): cytosol; nucleus; cytoplasm
Molecular function (GO): ATP binding; protein serine/threonine kinase activity
Source: RefSeq, a predicted model, not a curated record
AUGUUGGCUUCGACCCUGUCAUCCCAGGCCAACUCGGCUCUAAAAAAUCACAUGGCCGCUACACAAGACGCAUGGAAUCCCGCCGAGGACAUGGAGUGCGACCCCGACAUGAUCCAAGUCGCUGCUCCCAUCAUGACCUCAUCUCAGUCCUCGCACUCCAUCUCGCCAUCAAGUAGUACGGGCGACCUCGACUUCGAGCCCGAGCUCAGCCAGUCGUUGGGCUCCGUCUCGAGCUUUGACCUUCGCACACCGCUCAAGCCCAGCCUCGCGGCCAACCAGCUCUACGACCACAACGACUCGUUCAACCUCCUCGGUCUUCACAAACAAUCUGCACCGGCUGCAGUUCGUCCUGUCAAGAACCUGCUCGCCGAGGCUCUCGCAGCAAGAAAGACUCGACCCACCACCAACACCAGCAGCAGCACACCAUCCGACACCGCCGCUGCCAUCGACGCGUCCUCCGUAUCACCAUCACAGGUUCGCUUACCAUCUACCGAAAGUGUUUCGCCCAAGAGCAUGUCUCAGGUUGGACCUCACCGAUCGCCGUCCUCUCCACUCAACCGUCCCAACAAGCCCAAGCUCAGCCUGCCCUCAUUGGCACCCUCGGCUUUCUCUCGCCCCAAUCUCCCCCAGACUCCUGGCGGUUCUCUCUUCUUCGGCGCUCGUGAUGGUGCUGCCACGGGAACUCCCGUCAGCCCCUUCAUGCCUCCCACUCCGCUGGUCGCCUCCAUGAUGGAGGACGAGCAGAGCAAGCGUCUUGGCGAAGGCGAGCGAUCGAUGCGCGAAGAGGAAGCCGGCCGCCGCUCCUCCCUCUCGCCUCAGCUCUCCAGAGGCUCGCUCCCCUACCCCAUCGCCGGCACCCCUCGUCCGUCCAGACCUGUCCGUGCUCCUCUGCAGCGACACGGCUCUUUGGGCAUGUCUCCGCUCUCAAGGGAGUUUGCCAGCGUCAGCAUGCACGGCAAGUCCAAGAGCAACGAGGACCCUGCCUCCACUGGGUCUCCCGUCCCUCGUCGCGCGCAGGAGCUCUCGGCUGGCCGCACCACCCUCGGCUCGCCUUCGACGCUGCUCACACCUCCCUACUCUCCGCUCACCUUGGCCAAGAGUCUGCCCGAGGAGGCAUCGGUCAUCGCACAGCGAAGGUCCAGCUCCAGCAGCAGCAGCGUUUCGUCAUCAAGUAGCAAGAAGCUGCGCGCCAAAGAAUACCUCCUCGGCGGUGGCGCCGAUCUCUCGCGAUCCUUCAGCGCCAACCGCCUCAAGUCGAGUACGCGCAACAAGGCCGUGCCCAAGCCGUUCAAUCUCGACAAGGCUUUCCCCACGGCCCCCGCAGCCGAGACGCAGCGUCUUGAUGCCAACGCUGAUGCCCCGCUGCCACUGUCAGCACCGGCGAUGAAGAUCUCGUUUGCCGACGAAGAGACUGAGAUCGAGAUCGACCAGCGUCUGAGCCCGGAGCCCAUGGCGCACGAGCAGUCCACCUCGCAACCCGACAUGACCAUGGUCGAAGCGAUGCCCAAGCCCGACGCUAAGCUCUUAUCGCCAUGCGACGCGCUCAAGGCGCCCGCGAUGGAGAAAUCGUUCAGCGCGCCGGUCCCUCCUCAGACCGUCUCGGCGCGCCAUCUGGCGGAUUACGAGCUUCACCCGCGCUUCGCAUCCUCCUACACGCUCGGCGACGAGCUCGGCAGCGGAGGCUUCGGCUUUGUCGUCGCGGCAAAACGCAACAGCGACGGUUUCAACGUCGCCGUCAAGUUCAUCUUCAAGGACAAGGUGCCCGCCCACGGCUGGGUGCGGGAUCCCAAACUCGGCGUCAUCCCGAUGGAAGCGUUCGUGCUCAAAGUCGUCGACCACCCGGGUGUCGUCAAGUUCAUUGACCUGUUCGAUGAUCGCAACUUUUUCUACCUCGUGAUGGAGCUUCAUGGAACGCCGUGGCAGCCUCCUGUCCCGGAGCCGGUUGCACCUGCCAAAGGUCUCCGUCCAGCACCCAUGAUGCGCCGCACCAGCCGCGACCUAUUCGAGUGCAUCGAGCAGCACUCGCGCCUCACCGAAGAACAGGCUCGCUGGGUGUUCGCCCAAGUCGUCGAAACCGUCUGGCACCUCGACCGCAUCGGCAUCUCGCAUCGGGACAUCAAGGACGAAAACUGCGUCGUCGACGCCGACUUCAAUGUCAAGCUCAUCGAUUUUGGUUCUGCGGUCAUCACAGACGUUCGCAAGCCUCAACCGUACUUUAACAGGUUCUUUGGGACCAUGACUUUUGCGUCUCCGGAGAUUCUCCAGGGGAAGCCGUAUCGUGCGCCCCAUGCCGAGAUUUGGAGUCUGGGCGUGCUACUGUCGAUCCUGUUGUCUGGCCAAUGUCCCUUCCCCGACCCCGCCGCCGCAGUCAAGGGUCGGAUCAGCAAACCCAAAGGCCAGUGGUCCGAACAAGCCCUCAGCCUGCUCCUCCUCUGCCUCGAGGUCGACCCCGACAAGCGCGCCACCAUCGCCCAGAUCCGGGAUCACCCCUGGGUGUGCACAGCCUGGAAGGUCCGCGCUGCCAAACUCGCUCCCGCAUCGCUUUAA